Messenger RNA from Phyllopteryx taeniolatus (common seadragon), 4376 nucleotides. It is a transcript of the gene elp1, whose product is annotated as elongator acetyltransferase complex subunit 1. The transcript is spliced from 35 exons. Bases 169 to 4335 code for a protein of 1388 amino acids. Gene Ontology annotation, biological process: tRNA wobble base 5-methoxycarbonylmethyl-2-thiouridinylation. Gene Ontology annotation, cellular component: cytosol; elongator holoenzyme complex. The record is from RefSeq and is a predicted model, not a curated record. NCBI's taxonomy places the organism in Eukaryota, Metazoa, Chordata, Actinopteri, Syngnathiformes, Syngnathidae. Gene Ontology annotation, molecular function: tRNA binding; protein binding.
CGCUGUCCUCCGCGAGCCCAGGGGGCGACAUGGAGCUGAGUUUUCAACUGUGACGUAAAAGGGUGAAAGGUUACUAGCUUGACGUCGCUACAUGUGUUGUUGAUGUUGCGCUCCAACCGCAACAAACUCCAACAAACUGCGACUGUCGGUGUCGUGUCCUGAGUCGUGAUGAGGAACUUAAAGCUGCUGAAGAGCCUGCAGAGUUCAGAGCUUCAGGGCCCGGGCUCACCGCAGUGUUUGUCGCUACGCGUCGAUGCCGGCACAGUACUGGUCGCCUCCCAGUACUCCAUCGCGGAGUUCAACCCUCAAACCGGACAGGUGGUAAGCGAGGGCUCACUGACUGCAGAAGGCUACCUCCCGGCAGACGGCAGCGGCUGCGUGGUUGGGCUGCAGGACCUGGCGGAGCUCGAGUCGGCGUGUUUGGCCACGGCCGGCGGCGAUGUCGUCGUCUUUGACCUCGACACCGGCCGGUUGGAGUGCGUCGGCAGUGUAGCCACCGGGCUGACCGCCAUGAGCUGGAGCCCUGAUGAAGAGCUCGUUAUUUUCACCACCGGUGAGGAAACCAUCAUCAUGAUGACCAAAAGCUUCGAGCCCAUCACAGAGUUUGCGAUUCAUCAGGAUGACUUUGGUGAAGGGAAGUUCAUCACAGUGGGCUGGGGCAAGAAGGAGACGCAGUUCCACGGCUCAGAGGGCAAAGAGGCCGCACAGAGGAAGGCUCAGAACGUCAAGCCGGCGGCAGAGUGGGACGACCGCCGGCCCCGGGUGACGUGGCGAGGGGACGGACAGGUCUUUGCCGUCAGUGGCGUUUGCCCGUGGACGGGGGCCCGCAAGGUGCGGGUGUGGAACAGGGAGGGCGUCCUGCAGGCCACCAGCGAGCCCGUCGAUGGCCUGGAGCAGGCGCUGUGCUGGAAACCUUCCGGUAGCCUGAUGGCGAGCACGCAACGCCAUCCCAACAAGCACAGCGUUGUCUUCAUGGAGAAGAACGGCCUGCUGCACGGAGACUUCACCCUGCCCCUCAGAAAAGACCAGGCCAAGGUGAAGGAGCUUCUGUGGAACAACGACUCCAAGGUCCUCGGCGUCUGGUUGGAGGAUUUAACGGCGGGCGAAGACGGACGCAUCGACACUUGCGUGCAGCUGUGGACGGUGGCAAACUUCCACUGGUACCUGAAGCAGAGCCUGGAUUUUGGCACAGACCCAAGUCAAGCUCCGGUGUGCGUUUGCUGGGACCCCGAACGGCCCCUGCGGCUGCACCUGGUCACCCGCGGCCGGACCUACCUGGCCUACGACUGGGGCUGGACGACAGAAAGGAGCCAGUGGACUGGCGCCUUGGACGACGCCGACGUGGCCGUGAUUGACGGAGACAAGAUCCUGGUGACCUCCUUCAGGCAUAGCACUGUUCCUCCACCCAUGUGUUCCUUUGAACUCCAGCUCAGCUCACCUGUCAAUCAGGUGACCUUCCUCUGCCAACCUCAGCGGACCAAUCAGCUGGCAGCAUUCACCGCUAAUGGAAACAUAGCCGUCUACGGCCAAGAUUCUGGAGGAGAACCUGAGAAAGUAGCAAAUGGAUUCAGAACUGUGACUCGUCCCCUGGUCCUCCAGAAAACCUUCAGUGUCGCCUUCCACCAGCAGGCGCCGCUGUCUCUGCGACAUCUGCUGUGGCUCCAGGGCGAUCUUUUCAUGGCCGUCGGCUCAGGUCUGCUGCCCACCUCCUCCGCCCUGAUGGUGCUGUGUCCCGGCCAGGACGCCGACACGCUCUCCGUCAGAUGUCGUCUGGAAGUGGACGGCGUCGUGAUCAGCUUGGUCCGCCGCUGUAGCACGCAGUCGUUGGCUCUACAGCUGGAGGACGGACGCAUCAGGAAACUGCUCUGGGGUCAGCCGGCAACAUUCACACUAGGCCGACUAUUAUGUGCUCCAGAUCCGAAGAAGAGUUGGACCAUGGCACGGCGCAAUUUGUUAGACGCGUCAUACAGUUACUGUGAUUAUUGUGCCGAGCUGUCUCUGGAGGAGUGGCGUGACUCCAGCGGGUGCCUCGUCAACUUCCCCGUGCCGUGCCCUCAGAUGGCCCUCUGCAGUGUGGAUGGCCAGGAGUGUGCGCUGGGCCUGACGGACAGAGCUCGCCUGUUCGCCGCGGACGUGGAGCUCGCCUCCAACGUGUCGUCCUUCGCCGUGUGCGACGACUUCCUGGUUGUCACCACGCACUCGCACACGUGCCGCUGCCUUCGACUGAGCGCGCUCGGCCUUAAAGGGCUGCAGGCAGCCUUGGCCCGGGACGGCGGGCAGAACGACGAGACCCUGCGGCGAGUGGAGCGGGGGUCCCGCGUGGUCACGGUGGUGUCGCAAGACAUGCGAGUGGUGCUACAGAUGCCGCGUGGGAAUUUGGAGACGGUCCACCAUCGAGCUCUGGUGCUGGCUCAGCUCAGGCAGUGGCUGGACAGUUUGAGGUUCAGGGAAGCUUUCGAGUGUAUGAGGAAGCUGCGCAUCGACCUCAACCUCAUUUACGACCACAACCCAAAGGUGUUCCUGGAGAACACGCGCACGUUUCUGGCGCAGCUCGACUCCAUCAACAGCAUCAACCUGUUCCUCACAGAGCUCAGGGAGGAGGACACCAGCAGCAGCAUGUACCCUCGGCCCGAAGGACGCCCGCAGCUCCGGCGGCAGGCGCACAUCUCCGGACGCAAGAAGGUGGACGUGGUAUGCGACGCUCUUCGCGGCACCAUGGAGGCCGCAGAUCCCAACAAGUUCUGUCUGUCCAUACUGACGGCGCACGUGAAGAAGACAACUCCCGAGCUGGAGAUCGCCCUGCAGAAAGUCCACAAGCUUCGGGCGAAUCCUCCUGAAGGGGACGGCGGCGUGAACGCCGAGGAGGCGCUGAAGUACCUCCUCUUCCUCGUCAACGUCAACGAUUUGUACGAGCACUCGUUGGGGACGUACGACUUCGACCUGGUGCUCAUGGUGGCGGAGAAAUCGCAAAAGGACCCCAAAGAGUACCUCCCCUUCCUGAACACGCUGAAAAGCUUGGAAAUCAACUACCAGCGUUACACCAUCGACAAACACCUGAAACGUUACGGCAAGGCGCUGAUACACCUCAGCAAGUCUGGAGAGGAGCAUUUCCCUGAAGCCUUGCAGCUGGUGAAGGAGCAGAAACUGUACAGCCAAGCGCUCCGUCUUUACCCGCCCGACGGCGCUCACUACAAGGCGCUGAGCCGCGCCUACGCCAAGCACCUGCUGGAUCGGCAGCAGGCGGAGCAGGCCGGCCUGCUGCUGUGGCGAUGCGGCGAACUGGACGGCGCCCUGGAGGCCUUCGCCGCCGCCGCCAGCUGGAGGAACGCCGUCUGCGUGGCGCAGCAGAUCCAGAUGUCCGACGACAAGCUCGCCCUGCUGGCCCGAGACUUGGCAGGGAAGCUGAGCGAACAGCGACGCUACACGGAAGCCGCCGUGCUGCUGGACCAGUACGCCAAAGACUACGAGGAGGCCAUCUUGGUGCUGAUCUCCGGCGCGGCCUGGGAGGAGGCGCUACGACUGAUUCACACGCACGACAGAGCAGACAUCACGGAGACGGACCUGAAACCCGCCCUGUUUGAAGCGGCCAGCGCGCAGACGUUCCUGGUGGAGAUGCAGGCGGCCGCCUUCUCGCGCCACCGCACGCGUCUGGCGGUCGUGCGUCAGCGGAAGGAGGACAAGGCCCGGAUGAACGUGCCGGAAGACGACGGCCCGGACUGCGCAGACGCCGAGCUUUACUCCGAGGCGAGCGGCGUCACGAGCGCAUCCGAGUACUCUCACAGCAACUCGCGUGUCUCCUCGAGGUCUUCAAAGAACCGCCGCAAGGCCGAGAGGAAGAAGCUGAGCCUGAAGGAAGGAAGUCCCACGGAGGAGCGAGCGCUCACGUACGCCCUCGGAGAGAUCGUCACCUCCGUGGACAAGAUGAGAGGUGAACCUUCCUACGCUCGAGGCACCGUCGACACGUUUUGCCGAUUCACGUUACUGGGGUCGGGUUGCCUGUUUGCUCUGUUUGCCGCAGAGGAGGUUCGGGCGCUGCUCGAGGCUCUCGUGCUGUUCCGCUCGGACGAGCGAGCCGAGGAGCUGCAGCUCGUCUUCCAGGAAGCUCUGCGCGCCAUGGAGGAGGCCGUCCCGGAAGUGUGGCCUCAGGGCGCGCGCGGCGGCCGCGCGCCGCUGAUGGGACCGAGCUCCACGGCGAACAGCAUCACGGCGUCCUUGCAGCAGCCGCCGCCCGCGUCACAACAAGAUGUUGAGAUUUCAACUCCACCUACGAUGAGAAGCGCCGUCAAGUGGAAGCUGGACCUUUUUGAAACUAAUUCCCCUUUUGUGUUUGUUUGACUGUAAAAGACAAUAAAAGUGAUACUUGCAACAGUCCUUCA